This is a messenger RNA of Lasiodiplodia theobromae, 1788 nucleotides long. Its product is annotated as Homeobox domain-containing protein. Bases 1 to 1788 code for a protein of 595 amino acids. NCBI's taxonomy places the organism in Eukaryota, Fungi, Ascomycota, Dothideomycetes, Botryosphaeriales, Botryosphaeriaceae. Gene Ontology annotation, biological process: regulation of transcription by RNA polymerase II; cell differentiation. Gene Ontology annotation, molecular function: RNA polymerase II cis-regulatory region sequence-specific DNA binding; DNA-binding transcription factor activity, RNA polymerase II-specific. The transcript is spliced from 3 exons. The record is from RefSeq and is a predicted model, not a curated record.
AUGACCACCACAUCGACGCCGUCGCCUUCGGCGUCAGGCUCCGCCGGCCAGCCGCCCUCGACCUCUGCCUCGUCGUCGCGCCGCCCCCCGCGCAAGAGCACCCUGACCCAGCAGCAGAAGAACCAGAAGCGCCAGCGCGCCACCCAGGAACAGCUGCUGACGCUGGAGAUGGAGUUCAACAAGAACCCCACUCCCACUGCCAUCGUUCGCGAGCGCAUCGCGCAAGAGAUCAACAUGACUGAGCGCUCGGUACAGAUCUGGUUCCAGAACAGGCGCGCAAAGAUAAAGAACAUCGCCAAGAAGAGCAUUGAGAGCGGAGAGGACUGCAAUGAUAUUCCCGAAUCAAUGCGGCGAUACCUGGCCCUGCAGGCCAUGGAGUCCGGCAAGACUCUGGGCCGCGACUUCAUGGGCCGCACCAGCGGCAUGCCCUACGGCAGCGGCAUGCUGCUCAACACCGAGACCAGCUCGUCCAAAGUUGUUAUCCACCACUUCGCCUGCCGAUCUCUGAGCAUCGGCACGUGGCGUCGCGUUGGACAGAGCGCCAUGGACUUGGUCAUCUUCUACUCGCCUGAGAAGUGCUGCGUUACCUACUACAUCAACAACGACUCCGCCGGCUACAAGAUCGAGUACCCGUUCGCUUACAUCAAGAACAUCUCCCUUGAGCUCGGCGAUGGACAGAACGCGGAGGGCGCCUCGCAACGGCCCGGUGGUCUCGUUGUCGAGCUUACCAGGCCGCCAAACUUCUUCAUGGACUCUUCCGGAUCUGGUGGCUUCUACCAGUGUGGCGACUUCACCGAGGACCAGCAGGCGUCGCAGGUGCUCGUUCACCACCUCGGCGGCCACCCCAAGGUUCUCAGCGGCCAAUUGGCGAAGCUCGUGUCGCUCGAAUCGUUCCAGAACAGGCACAACUUUUACGACCCGAACGCCUUGGCCAUGUCUGCUCCAGUUUCGCCGAUCAACCACAGGCCGGCGUCGCAGCCCAACCAAUUCGUCCACCCCUCUGCCGCCCCCAUGUACCACGAGAGUCCCUUUGAGAUGCCCGGUGGCCUCCAGCCUCCUCCUGCUCACCGCGGCCACAAGCGCCAGAGGAGUAGGUCUGUCCCCGUGGCCAUGGACUUCUCGAUGCUGCGCCAGAACCCCAUGCAGCCAUUCAUGAUCCCGCCUCCUCCGCAGACCUCCUACCCUGCUCCGCCGUAUACCCCGCAGCCGCAGGAGAUCUACGCGCCUGUUCCGCAGCACAACAUGUCGGGACCCAUCGGACCCAACCUGAGUAUCGACACGUCUGCAGGAUACGGCAUGGAUUUCAGACAAUAUCCCAUGUCUGCUACCACCGCAAACUCGCCGUCGGACUACGGAACCCCUGGUUUUUUCACCUCGAACCCUGGUCCUGACAACAUGCCUGCUGCAAACUUCAGCACCCCGUACAGCAACCCGUAUCUGUCACCACUGCCCGAUCAAUCGAGCAUUCCGCACCAGUCCAUGUCUCCCAUGUCGGCGAUAAGUCAUGGCGAUCCCAUCAUCGCAAACCAGUCGCCGCCUCUAACCUCGCUUGGUCGCGCCUCUUCGGCAGACCUUUACCCGAUGUCGCAGGAUAGCGCAAUCUCGGAUGAUGGCAUGUCUUUGAGCGAAAUGUACGCGAAGCAAUCGCUGUCGCUGCCUUUCCGCUCACCAAUGGGAGACGACAACCUGGAGGACCUCGACAUGUCGAAUCUUGUUUCGUUUGGCACAAUCGAUCCGUCCAGUCUUUCGCCUGAACAGCAUCAACAGCACCACCAACAGACAAUGUAA